Molecule: messenger RNA, 3453 nt
Organism: Symbiodinium pilosum
Lineage: Eukaryota; Dinophyceae; Suessiales; Symbiodiniaceae
Source: the annotation of a GenBank genome assembly
AUGGAGGAGUACCUUCGAGAGGUGCGGACGCAGCCGUUGCUUUUGGUAUCGCUGCUGGGCGCCACAGCCCUACAGCCGAAACUGACUGAGGCGCUGCACGAUGCUGCUAUUGCGGCCUGCGGAGCGAAGCGCACAAAGUAUUUGUCCUCUACGUAUGACAUGCGCAUCCUGCCCGCAAAGCGUGGUGGUCGCGACUCUCCUGGCUACCGGGUAGAAGGCAUUCUCAAGCGACGCUGGUUAGAAAAGUUGUGCAGUGGGAUCCCCGCAGUGCUUGUUCUUUGCGUGGACUGGUCGGAAGAUCUGCGCCAGCCAGAGCAGGAAGAGUCCCAGGUACUUCAUUACUUGCAGCACGCUCGCCGACAAGCAAAGGAACGCGACCUCCGGCUGCUGAUUUUCAUCGUUCUCCAUGAGAGCACAGCGGACCCAGAGGCGUCUUGCGCGUUCCUCCGCAAUCAGCCAGAGUUUCCUGGACUGGUUGUUGCCAUGGGGACAAGCGAUCUGUCGAUGAAGGCGCCGAAACUCGAGCGCCUCAUCUAUCAAAGCGCUAUGUCCUUCUAUGCAGAUGAGGAGAAGAGGCUGCGCAAGCCCUGGAGCCCCAAAGUCCCAGUGUCGGCAGCAGCGCAAACUGCCAUGCAGGUCAGGAUGCAAUUCAAGGUUGCCUUCCUGAACGAGUUUCGCAAAGACGUCCGAGCUGCCUUGACGGCUUACAUCAAGGCCUAUGAACUGCUGCUCAUUGACUCAGACAUCAUCGACCCUAUAGAGCGGAUGGACUUGUGUAAUCACAUAACCAUCAGGAUGUAUGAGAGAUAUUUUGCAUCACACGAUGUGGGGGCUGCCGUCCAUCACUGCCGCAUACAUACCUCUUCAAUCAGAAAGUGUGCUGCUGAUGAAGAUGAGCUCGUGUGGCGCAAGUGGCGCUGGCUCUCUUUGAAUCAUGUGAUCUUCGGCGACUUUUUGGACACAAUGUCGCAGAAGGCCCCUAUGCUGAUUGACCAAAACGACAUUUGGCAGUUCCCGGGCUUCCAUUACCAGGCUGCUGCUAGCUACGCCCGACGCUUGCGCGAAUGGGCACUGCGAUGCCUCGAGCCAGGGCAUUUGCCACCUUGCUCCGAGCAAGGUGGGGAGCUGAGGCCUUCGCCCUUCCUGGGCCAGGCUGGAGUUUUGGAGCGGCCCAACGAGGUUGAGGCUCCUGCCAGAGAGGUGGUGUUGCGUCUGGCACAUGCGGAGGCGAAGCUGUGCACAGAUCACGCAGACCGCAGCUUGAAGCUGCUCAUCCGGUCGCAGGCUGCAGCGAAGGAGCGCGGCUACAAGGCCUGGAUCACGGCAUCCCAAGCCCGCGUGGCAGAGGCUUACCUUUGUGAGCCUGGCAGCGGGCAUCAAGAAGCUGCCCGCAAUCUUUUUGAACGUCUGCGACAGAUGCCAGCCCCUUCCUGGCCAUCGCUGCAAAGAUUUUCCCUGGAGCGCUCGUUGCUCUGCUGUAUUACUGCACUGGGCUUGCCAGUUCCGACGCUUUGUUCGUCCACCCGGGCUGUUCCAGCCAGCACUUCUGCGGACAUGGAAGCAGAGGUUUCGCCGUCUCAGGAUCUGGCAACCCUCAGAAGAAGCUUAGUCCAAGAUGCCUUCGAAUACCUGAAGCUUGCAGAAACUGCCGUGUCAGACAACCAGAGCCAAGCUGAAGAGCUACUGAGCUUGGUGGCCAGUGCUGCCAAAGAUGAGGAGGCAGGCAGCAUUGAGGUACAGUUGGCCCAGUGUCAGGUGACCUGGGACGGAAGCCCUGCAGAUCCCGAUGCCUUCCAUGUCGUCUUUGGUGCGCUGGAGCUGCCCAUUGGUUUGGACCUGUCGAGCUGCUCUGCCAGCACCACGAGUGGAGAUGUUCCUCUGACCGUGGAUGCUGCAGAAGGGCAGAGCUGGCAGGCCUGGCAGCCCCUCCAGCUUCGCGGAUCCCUGCCGGGCGUGGCUGCAGCUGUGACCACGGUCCGCCUGACCUGGGCGAGUGCCGCCUCCGUGGUCUUUCUAGGCACCUGCGAGCCAAAGCCGCCAAGUGCGACCGACUUGAUCAGCGAUGCUGGCCGCUACUCCGGCUUUCCGGCCUUCAACCUCGCGGAUGGCACUUUGAAUGCCAAGCAAGUAUCCCAAGAAGGGGUGCGGAAGCCUAGCGAGGUCCGGAUCAAGCUGCAGUCGGAAACAGUCUUCCCAGUGGAACCCGUAGCUGGCUUGGUGUCGGAGUGCUUCAUGUUCUACGUUGUGAUCUACGUGGCGCCUGAGCGGUCACCUGUGGGAUCCUGCCAACUGAACCUUGCCUGCCACCCGCGCUUCAGCGAGGAUCUAGAUGAGACCAUUCCUGCGCACCUUGCAGACAGGCCAUCAGGCUUGCGGGUGGACCUGAUCAAAGCUCCCAUUGCCACAAAACCCUGGGAACUGGAACCACUUGACACCUCCGGUUCGAAUAUCGUGGUGGCAGACUUCUCCAAGGAGGGUCUCAAGGCCUCAGGCUUCCUGAGCCUGGGAGGCGAGGAGCUCGCUGCAGCUCCACUGAGGCUCAGGGCCUGCUCUCCGGGAGCACACUACAUUGCCUUGCCACUGGCGGUGCGCUGCGGACAUGCCUGCGGUGUGUCCAUCGGGAUUGGGAUUCAGCAGGUGGGAGGAGAUGCGGAGGCGCAGUGCUGGACCCCACAGAUGCGGUUCAAGCAUGCGGUGAAGUUGCACGUUACAGAAGAGCGUCUGGUUGCGGCCAUGCUGGCUCAGAAGCCUGUGUCCUUCUCCUUACGAGGACAAUUAGCUACAGCUGUCGAGACUGUGAAGGCAGAGGUUCAAUUCACUCCAGAGGGCGCGGAAGGUGAGCGCACAGCGGCCUGCUUGGGCAAAAUGGGCCAGAUGCAGCCUGGGUCUUCUCACGCCUUCCUUUGGCCUGUUGAGACAGGAUUGAUCUUGAAAUCGCGGCCUCGCCUGCGGAUCGGCUUCCAGCGACACAAGGCUUUGCAAGCGUUCUUCCCCUGGAAAGACAUGACCAGCGACUGGCCAUCCAACCCUUUGCCUGCAGCUGUUGUUGAGUGGUUGCUGCCUGCACCGACAUCAACUGCUGUGAGCGCCCAGGCUAUGCAAGUGGAACUGCAGGUUAACAGCACAGGGACAGUGGGAGUUCCACUUGCAGUUCAUGUCCGCUUAAAGGACGCCAGAUUCGUGGAUCACGAAAUCAAGAUCAGGGUCCUCCAAGGUGAAGGCGAAGUUCCUGACAGGUACCUCCUGUCUGGGCCAGUUUGCUAUCAGGCUGCUUGCCUCACGUCAGAUGAUCCCAACAAUGUCAUUCCUCGCUUUUCGCUCAUUCCGUUGAAGACUGGAUGGCUUUCAUUGCCCCGCGUGCAAGUCACCUGGGGGAGCCAAGAUGCCACAAGCACGCCAAGCUCAGUCUUCAUCGUCCCAGCGCGGCCUGCUCUGGCACGAAGCCUCGCUUGA